Messenger RNA from Acanthopagrus latus (yellowfin seabream), 2677 nucleotides. Its product is annotated as thialysine N-epsilon-acetyltransferase-like. The coding region runs from base 75 to 584 and encodes 169 amino acids. The transcript is spliced from 6 exons. Lineage: Eukaryota; Metazoa; Chordata; Actinopteri; Spariformes; Sparidae. The record is from RefSeq and is a predicted model, not a curated record. Gene Ontology annotation, molecular function: N-acetyltransferase activity.
GGAACCCGCCGCACCGCGAGCACCACCGUCCCCGCAUCCAGCGCGCACCCCCACACACAGUCACAACCCCGAAUAUGGAUUACUCAAUCCGCGCGGCCAACGUGGAGGACUGCAAGGACAUCUCGCGGAUGAUCCUGGAGCUGGCCGAGUACGAGAAAAUCGCAGAGCACGUGAAAAUCACGCAGAGAGACCUGGAGCAGGAUGGCUUCUCCAAGAACCCGUUCUUCCAUGGGAUCAUCGCUGAGGUGCCGGAACAGCACAAAACCAAAGAAGGUCAUACCAAGAUAGGCUACGCGCUGUACUUCUUUUCCUACAGCUCGUGGAGCGGCAGAGCUGUUUUUAUGGAGGACCUGUACGUGAUGCCUGAGUUCAGAGGGAAGGGCAUUGGUAAAGCGCUGAUGAGCAAGGUAGCGCAGCUCGGCCUGGCCGCUGGCUGCCACCUGCUCGACUUCACCGUCCUGGACUGGAACAAAUCAUCUCUGGACUUUUACCACAGCCAAGGCUGCGUCGAUAUCACGGCGAACAUGGGCUACCACCUGAUGCGCUGCGAGGGAGAGGCGCUGCAGCACCUGGCCCAACCCUAACCCGACACUGGGCUGAUGGCGGCACGACCUGUCACAACCACGAGGUCGACACACACAGUGCAGGGAUAGAGCACCACUCAGUGGCCCCGUUCCAAAACUUGACAAUGACAAUCACGAAGCCGAUAUCUCGCAAUCUUGUUCAGCCCCGGCCCCCUUGGUUUCUGUCUUCGAGCUAAGUUUGACAUGCUAGCGCAGCACAAUGCAGUUUACAAAGAUGCCAGUGGCAGAUUCACCGCCUGGGUCUUCCAUUUCAAAUAGAGGCAACCGACCACGCUUCUUUGUCAGCUGGAAUGACUGCAGCUGGCAGAUUUUGUUAGCUGGCGUUAGCUAGCGUUAGCCAAUUAGUGGCUAAGUCACUGGGAUUGCUGACGACCAGAGCUACAACUUUUUGACGUUUACAGCUGGUUUUCUUUAAAACAUGAACCUUGUACGAUACGCACAUUAUGGCCUCAUACAGAACAUGGUCAGCAUCCUACCAGUUAACGUGGAACUUGCUGUGUAGAAUUAGUUAGCCCGGCUUUCUCUUAAAAUGCUUUUAUUCUCUGCAAAAACAUGUUUACAUUUUUAAAAAGGUGUGUUUUACUUCUACGGGCGAAGUAGUUUGGAGAAUGAGGACUCCACUGGGAUGUUCAACAAACGCGAAGCUAGCUCGGAUAGCGACAAGUCCAGUACUGCGCAAGACGGAGCUGCUAACAUUAGCAUAUACUCUGAUAUAGCUGCGUUUUGGCUCCUUCACAGCCUGACUUCACUCAUAAUCCCACAAAGCUAAUGCUCAUGAGGCUACCACAGGCAGUACCGUGGUUAGCCCUGCAUGCUAACGAUGCAUUCCCUACAAUUCUGCUGUGCUGAUUUUAGUUUUGGACAUUACCCUCCAAACUCUUAAUACAACCUCCCUCACACCGCUUCAGCAUUAUAACCUGCUGUGCCUUGUUAUAAUUGACAUACAUUGGGUUUAGCAAACAGUCAAUUGGCUUAUUAUUUAGAGUCAAGGAUGCAGUUUCAAGUGUUGGAAUGGGGCCUAUGCAAUACAUUUAAAUAGUACAUUAAUGAGGCACUGAAAUCUGUGUUUUGUGUUUUCCUAUUGUGAUGUGUUAUGACUUAGAGCACCUUCUGUGUUAAAUGGAUGAGAUAACUUAACCUCUCUGCUUAAAGUGUGAAAACUUAAGAAUAUCUGGGCACAAUUAAUGUCUAAAAGUGUGUGUGGUGGUGGUGGUGGAUGGGUGUGCAAUUUUCAGGCGAUAGAUAGGGAAGGUAACAUACAGUUUAACAUGUCAUCAUCUAGAAAUUCAAUCAUUUUUUUGCACAAAAAUACAUAAAGGACUUUAUGUAUUGGAAAGCCAAGAUGUACGUUUCAUUGUGUGACUGUUGGAAAAGAGUGAGUUUUUGGUAUCUUAUCCCUUUAAAUCUGUUCUAAUCUAUGACAACAGCCACCAAAGAGUCAGACACCUCUCCCCUCAUCUUCCAGAUGAGGAGUGUUGUACAGCUGUUGUGAAGCACAAUCUUGGUAUUUGCACUGAUCUCUUCCUUUCAAAUUAUGUGUGUGAAGUGAUGAAAUUGUUAAGUAAUGGACGGAAUCUGAAGCUGCUUAUGAAGCCGGGCGACAGCCUCCUCCAGCUGGUUUCAAAGAAAUUAAGUCUAGAAUCAGACAAAAUCAAUCCAUCUUCCAGAAUUAAAAAAAAAAGAAAAGAAUACUAAUUUUAUUUUUUUUAUUUGACUGGGACCAGUUUGCAACCUUGAGCCUGUCCUGCUAGAAAGAAAGGGGAAUAAUUCCGGCCUGCACUUGUGUUUCUUAUUGAACUUUACUUGAAUAAAACGCCUCCUCCACCUUUAGGAUACAGUGCACAAGUCAAAGCCCAGAGGACAGACGCACAAAUGAAUUCACCUGCUGAUUGUGAAGUAUGUUCUGCAUAAUCAAUCUGUACAAGCCAUGUGUAUGUAUUUAUGCAAAGCGGUGGGUAACGAUGCAGACGGACGCACAUCAGCACAGGCGCGUUCCCUGAUUUAAAGUUCAGAAUCUGUUCAAGCUGCUGUGAUGACAUCCUACUGAGUGUACUUUGUCAGUUCAUUAAAGUCCAUUAAAAAGUCAGCGAUAA